Molecule: messenger RNA, 1807 nt
Organism: Triticum aestivum (bread wheat)
Lineage: Eukaryota; Viridiplantae; Streptophyta; Magnoliopsida; Poales; Poaceae
Product: cytochrome P450 72A15
Exons: 4
Coding region: 75-1592 (505 amino acids)
Molecular function (GO): oxidoreductase activity, acting on paired donors, with incorporation or reduction of molecular oxygen; heme binding; iron ion binding
Source: RefSeq, a predicted model, not a curated record
CACUCAUCAAGUACACAGUUCACUCUCAUCUAUCCUCGAUCUCUUCCUCCAUUUUUGGCUCGAGAAACAGAGCAAUGGUUCUUGGACUGCUGGUGAGUCCCCCAGCCACGGUGCUAUGGACAUUCCUGGGCCUGGCGCUUCUCUGGCAGGUCAAGCGGCUGGUUGACUACACGUGGUGGCGGCCGCGGCGUCUCCAGAGGGCGCUGCGCGCGCAGGGCCUCCGCGGGACGCCAUACCGCUUCCCCGUCGGCGACCUCGGCGACUACGGGCGGCAGGGCAAGGAGGCGUCGUACCUCUGCAACACCGUCCGGGAGCACGGCAAGACGUGCGUCUCCUGGUUCGGCCCCGUCCCCAAGGUGACCAUCGCCGACCCCGGUGUCACCCGGGAGGUGAUGUCCAACAAGUUCGGCCACUUCGAGAAGCUCCAGUUCCCGACGCUGACCAGGCUCCUCGCCGGCGGCGUCGCGGUCUACGAGGGCGAGAAGUGGGUCAAGCACCGGAGGAUUCUCAACCCCGCUUUCCAUAUCGAGAAGCUCAAGCUCAUGAUGCCGGCGUUCUCUGCGUGUUGUGAAGAGCUUGUGAGCAGAUGGACUCAGGCUCUUGGUUCUGACGGUUGGUGCGAGGUGGAUGUUUGCCCGGAGUUUCAGACCCUCACUGGAGAUGUCAUCUCACGCACCGCGUUCGGCAGCAGCUACCUCGAAGGAAGAAGGAUUUUCGAGCUGCAGUCUGAGCAAGCCGACCGCAUUGUGGCAGAAGUUAAGAAGAUCUUCAUUCCUGGUUACAUGUCCUUGCCUACCAAGAACAGACUGAUGCAUCAAACUAAUAACGAGAUUGAAUCCAUUCUACGAGGCCUGAUUGAAAAAAGAAUGCAAGCGAUGCAACAAGGAGAAAGCACCAAAGAUGAUUUACUCGGCUUAAUGCUUGAGUCAAACAUGAGGGAAACAGACGACAAGGGUCAGCCCAUCCUAGGAAUGACAAUUGAAGAAGUGAUAGAGGAAUGCAAAUUGUUCUACUUUGCAGGGUCGGAGACGACAUCAGUACUGCUCACUUGGACAAUGAUCAUACUGGCCAUGCACCCUGAGUGGCAGGACCGUGCAAGGGAGGAGGUCCUUGGCCUAUUUGCGAAGAACAAGCCCGAGUAUGACGGCUUUAGCAAGCUCAAAACCGUGACCAUGAUUCUUUACGAGGUUCUCCGUCUUUACCCGCCGGCCGUUGCAUUCAUGCGAAAAACAUACAAGGAGAUAGAGAUUGGAAGCAUCACCUACCCCGCAGGUGUGAUCAUCGAGCUGCCCGUGCUACUUAUCCACCAUGACCCCGACAUAUGGGGAAGCGAUGUGCAUGAGUUCAAGCCAGAAAGGUUUGCUGAUGGGAUUGCGAAGGCAUCCAAGGAUCCUGGUGCCUUCCUCCCAUUUGGUUGGGGUCCACGGAUUUGCAUCGGUCAGAAUUUUGCGCUGCUUGAGGCUAAGAUGGCUUUGUGCAUGAUCCUUCAACACUUCGAAUUCGACCUUGCCCCGACGUAUUCUCAUGUGCCGCAUAACCAGAAAAUGUUGCGCCCCAUGCAUGGUGCACAAAUUAAGCUCAGGACAAUAUGAUGAUGAGCAUUAUAGAAGUGUGCAUGAUAUCAUUUUAUUACAUAGUGUUUAGUGGAGCGCCAUGUAAUAAGCUUUCAUACUUACAUAUGUCUGAAAUAAAGUCCAAUCAUGUUGCACAUCUGUAACACUACCAAAAAUAUAUUCUUUUAUUCUUGAUUAUAAUUUUUCAUGUUGUAAUGUGGAAAGGAAUAUACCCCCUUUUUUCGCUAUCCUUC